Molecule: messenger RNA, 4392 nt
Organism: Ogataea angusta
Lineage: Eukaryota; Fungi; Ascomycota; Pichiomycetes; Pichiales; Pichiaceae
Exons: 1
Coding region: 1-4392 (1463 amino acids)
Biological process (GO): DNA-templated transcription
Molecular function (GO): DNA binding; DNA-directed RNA polymerase activity
Source: RefSeq, a predicted model, not a curated record
AUGAAAGAAACUGUUGUUGAUUUCACGCCCAAAUGCAUUUCUGGGAUCGAGUUUGGCGCGUUGUCGGCAGCAGAGAUCGUUGCCCAGAGCGAGGUGGAGGUGGCCACGCGCAACCUGUUUGAUCUGGACCACGGCCGUGCUCCUGUGGCGAACGGUGCCCUGGACACCAAGAUGGGUAUCUCGUCGAAGAGCGGCGAAUGUGCCACGUGCCACGGCAACCUGAACACGUGCCACGGCCAUUUCGGCCACAUCAAGCUCGCGCUGCCCGUUUUCCAUGUGGGCUACUUCAAGUCGAUCAUCCAGGUGCUACAGACGAUCUGCAAGACCUGCUCUGCGGUGCUGCUGGACGAGGCCAGCAAACGGCAAUUUUUGAGCGACCUCAGACGGCCCGGUCUGGACAAUUUGCGGCGCAUGAAGAUCCUCAAGAAACUGCUUGACCAGGCCAAGAAACAGCGCCGGUGUCUGCGAUGCGGUGCGCUGAACGGCGUGGUCAAGAAAGCGGCUGCCGGGGCCGGUCCUGCCGCGCUCAAGAUCAUCCACGACACGUUCAGAUGGGUUGGCAAGAAGGGCGCGGACGAGAAACUGCAAUGGGACGAGGAUUUCGAGGACCUGUUUGACGAGAACCCUGAUCUGGAGAAAUUUUUCAAGCGGUGCUUUGACGACCUCAACCCGUUAAAGGUGCUGAAUUUGUUUAAGCAGGUGGACCCGAGCGACUGCGAGCUGCUGGGAAUCGACCCGUCCAAGGGCGGGCGGCCAGAAAUGUACCUGUGGCGGUACCUGCCCGCGCCGCCGGUGUGUAUCCGGCCGUCUGUGGUGAUGACCGACACCAACACGUCGAACGAGGACGACUUGACGGUGAAGCUGACGGAGAUCGUGUGGACGUCGUCGAUGAUCCGGGCCGGCAUUGAGAAGGGCAUCUCGAUCAACUCGCUGAUGGAGCAGUGGGACUACCUCCAGCUGGCGGUGGCCAUGUACAUCAACUCGGACUCGGCGUCUCCGUCGGCUCUUUCUGGUGGCACGAGCACCAAGUCGGCCAAGCCCAUCAGGGGCCUGUGCCAGCGGCUCAAGGGCAAGCAGGGCCGGUUCCGGGGCAAUCUGUCGGGGAAAAGAGUGGACUUUUCGGGCCGCACGGUGAUCAGCCCGGACCCGAACUUGCGCAUCGACGAGGUGGCCGUUCCGGACCGCGUGGCCAAGGUCCUGACGUAUCCCGAGCGCGUGACGCGCUACAACAAGGCCAAGCUGCAGGCCCUGAUCAUCAACGGCCCCGACGUGCACCCGGGAGCCAAUUAUCUGGUGAAAAAACACGAGGACGUGAAACGGAACCUGCGCUACGGCGACCGCAACAAACUGGCCAAACAGCUGGCCGUGGGCGACGUGGUCGAGAGACACAUUGAGGACGGCGACAUUGUGCUGUUCAACAGACAGCCGUCGCUGCACCGGCUGUCGAUCAUGUCGCAUUUCGCCAAGAUCCGGCCGUGGCGGACGUUCCGGCUGAACGAGUGCGUCUGCACGCCGUACAACGCGGACUUCGACGGAGACGAGAUGAAUCUACACGUUCCGCAGACGGAGGAGGCGCGCGCGGAGGCCAUGAACCUGAUGGGCGUGAAGAACAACCUGCUGACGCCCAAGUCGGGCGAGCCGAUCAUCGCGGCGACACAGGACUUCAUCACGGGGUCGUACCUGAUCUCGAACAAGGACACGUUCUAUGACCGCGCCACCUUCACGCAGAUGCUGGCGAUGAUGUCUGACGGCGCGUUGCACGUCGACAUCCCGCCGCCGGCGAUCUUCAAGCCUGCGUUUCUGUGGACGGGCAAGCAGCUGUUCAGUCUGCUGAUCCGGCCCAACAGACAGUCCAAGGUGGUGAUCAACCUGGACGCGAAGAACAAGACGUUUGUGCCGCCGCCGGCGGGCAUGCCGAGCGAGAUGUCGCCGAACGACGGGUUUGUGGUGAUCCGCAACUCGCAGAUCCUGUCGGGCGUGAUGGACAAGUCGACGCUCGGAGACGGGAAAAAGCACUCGGUGUUCUACACGAUACUGCGCGACUACGGCGCCGAGGAGGCGGCCAACGCGAUGAACAGGAUGGCCAAGCUGUGUGCGCGGUAUCUGGGGAACCGGGGAUUCUCGAUCGGCAUCAACGACGUGACACCGGGCGAAAACCUCAAGAACAGGAAGGAGGAGCUUGUGGAGAUGGCGUACCGCAAGUGCGACGAGCUGAUCACGCUGUUCAAGACGGGCAAGCUCGAGACGCAGCCGGGCUGCAACGAGGAGCAGACGCUGGAGGCCAAGAUCGGCGGGCUGCUGUCGAAGGUGCGGGAGGAGGUCGGCGAGGUGUGCAUCAAGGAGCUCGACAAGUCGAACGCGCCGCUGAUCAUGGCGACGUGCGGGUCCAAGGGCUCGACUCUGAACGUGUCGCAGAUGGUGGCUGUUGUUGGGCAGCAGAUCAUCUCUGGCCACCGUGUGCCGGACGGGUUCCAGGACCGGUCGCUGCCGCACUUCCUCAAGAACUCGAAGUCGCCGCAGUCGAAAGGGUUUGUGCGCAACUCGUUCUUUUCCGGGCUCAGUCCGCCCGAGUUCCUGUUCCACGCCAUCUCCGGCAGAGAGGGGCUCGUGGACACGGCCGUCAAGACCGCCGAGACGGGCUACACCUCGCGCCGGCUCAUGAAGUCGAUGGAGGACCUGAGCGCCGGCUACGACGAGACCGUGCGCAACUCGAGCAACGGCAUUGUGCAGUUCAACUACGGCGGCGACGGGCUCGAUCCGUUCGACAUGGAGGGCGACGCGCGCCCGGUCAACUUCAACCGCACGUGGGACCACGCGUUCAACGUCACGCUGGACCACCGCGAGCGCGGGCUGUAUCCGUACGAGGCGCUGCGGAUCGCGGACUCGGUGCUGCAGCCGCUCAAGGACCGGCUCGUGCGCCUGGACAACUUGGGCCGGCCCGUGGCAGGGCGCGACGCGGAGCGGAUCGAGUACGUCGACCGGCACGACGCCGAGCGCGACUUCUACAGCUCCAUCAGGGCGUACAUCGAGGCGAAGUGCCGGAGCAUCGCAAAGCUGCGUGAGCAGCGCGGCCUGGACCCGCUGUUGGAGGAGCCGGCCGCGCGGCCCGUGUCGGACCCGGAGCGCGAGCGCGUGGUGACGCAGCUGGCCAAGGUGUCGGAGAGCAUGAUCCGCGAGUUCUUGCGGCUGUGCCUGCACAAGUACCUGAAAGCGAAGGUGGAGCCCGGCACGGCUGUCGGGGCGAUCGGCGCGCACUCGAUCGGCGAGCCGGGCACGCAGAUGACGCUCAAGACGUUCCACUUUGCGGGCGUCGCGUCGAUGAACGUGACGCUGGGAGUGCCCCGGAUCAAGGAGAUCAUCAACGCGUCGAAGGUGAUAUCGACGCCGAUCAUCAACGCGGUGCUGGUCAACGACGAGGACGAGCGUGCGGCGCGCGUGGUGAAGGGCCGCGUCGAGAAGACGAUCCUGGAGGACGUGGCGUUCUUCAUCGAGGACGUGUACAAGGAGAACCAGGCGUUCUUGCAGGUGAAGAUCGACCUGCACACGAUCGAGCGGCUGCAGCUGGAGCUGACGAUCGAUCAGAUCGCGACGGCCAUCGUGGACGCGCCGAAGCUCAAGAUCUCGCGCGGCGACGUGGCGGUCGUCGGGAAAAACAGGAUCCAGGUGUUUGUGUCGGAGACGGGCGCCGACACGGGCAAGACGCCGCGCACGGCGUCGUCGCGUGAGUCGUCGGUGGUCAAGGACGCCGACGAGCGCGAGCGGCUCGAGCGCACGUCGCUGUUCUUCCGCAUGCAGCAGCUGAAGCGCGUGCUCACCAAGGUUGUCGUGAAAGGUCUGCCGGACAUCUCGCGCGCGGUGAUCAACGUCAAGGACGACGGCAGGAAGGAGCUGCUGGUGGAAGGCUACGGCCUCAAGGCGGUGAUGGCGACGGACGGCGUGGUGGCACACAGAACCAAGACAAACCACGUGCUCGAGAUCUUCGAUGUGCUCGGCAUCGAGGCCGCGCGCGCCAGCAUCAUCUCCGAGAUCGACUACACCAUGGGCUCGCACGGCAUGGCCGUCGACCCGCGGCACAUCCAGCUGCUCGGCGACGUGAUGACGUACAAGGGCGAGGUGCUGGGAAUCACGCGGUUCGGGCUCGCCAAGAUGCGCGACUCGGUGCUGCAGCUGGCCUCGUUCGAGAAAACCACCGACCAUCUGUUCGACGCGGCGUUCUACAUGAAAAAAGAUCUGGUGGAAGGUGUUUCCGAGAGAAUUAUCCUGGGCCAGACGAUGAACAUCGGCACGGGCGCGUUCAAGCUGGCAGCACAGAGCAAAGUCGACCCGGGCAAGCUCAGGAAAAAGGAAACGCUGUUCGAGGACCUGUGUGCGCCCGUCGCGGUGGCCGUGUAA